Molecule: messenger RNA, 1797 nt
Organism: Impatiens glandulifera
Lineage: Eukaryota; Viridiplantae; Streptophyta; Magnoliopsida; Ericales; Balsaminaceae
Product: UDP-arabinose 4-epimerase 1-like
Exons: 10
Coding region: 284-1540 (418 amino acids)
Biological process (GO): beta-D-galactose catabolic process via UDP-galactose, Leloir pathway
Cellular component (GO): cytosol
Molecular function (GO): UDP-glucose 4-epimerase activity
Source: RefSeq, a predicted model, not a curated record
UCCCCUUCCCUGUUUACCCACCAUUGAUGAUAAUAUCAUAACCCAAAUCUUCUCUCUUUCUCUCCUAUUGUUGCAUUUACACUUCUCAUCAUUACCAAUAAAAACAGGGUUCUUCUCUCUUCUGAUCUUUCAUCCAUCGCAACAAUCAAAAACCCCACAAGGGCCACCACCCACCAAAACCAAACCCUUCUCCCGCUCAAUAUAUAUACUUGACUAAGCAGAUCGCAUUCGUUCUAGUUCUUAUGAUAGGGUCUAAGUCAAUUUGAAGAGAAUCUGUUCAAAUAUGCUAAACAUAAACAGGUUAAGAACUCAGACAAGGUCUUCAAGAUCUAUACCUAUGGGAGGGUUGGAUUAUCCAGAUCAGAAGAAGAAGAAUAACUAUGUAGGGGAACUUCUAUUGGUGGUUAUUCUAACAGCAAUAUGUCUUCUCUUGCUCAAACAAUCCCCGAAAUUCAACACUCCUAAUCAGUUCUCGCGUCGUGAACCUGGGGUUACUCAUGUGCUAGUAACCGGAGGUGCAGGCUAUAUUGGAUCGCAUGCUGCAUUACGACUUCUGAAGAACUCGUAUCGUGUCACAAUAGUGGAUAAUCUUUCUCGAGGAAACUUAGGAGCUGUUAAGGUGUUGCAAGAGCUAUUUGCAGGACCAGGAAGGCUUCAAUUUAUAAAUGCAGACCUGGGGGAUUCAAAAGUUGUAAAUAGAAUAUUUUCUGAAAAUGCAUUUGAUGCUGUAAUGCACUUUGCUGCUGUUGCCUAUGUUGGAGAAAGCACUCUUGAUCCACUUAAGUAUUAUCAUAAUAUCACAUCCAAUACAAUGGUGGUAUUAGAGGCGAUGGAGGCUCAUGGUGUGAAGACGUUAAUAUAUUCUAGUACUUGUGCAACUUAUGGAGAGCCUGAAAAGAUGCCAAUUACUGAACUCACUCCUCAGGUUCCAAUCAAUCCGUAUGGAAAAGCAAAGAAGAUGGCUGAAGAUAUCAUUCUGGAUUUUCAUAAGGACUCAGAUAUGGCUGUCAUGAUAUUAAGAUAUUUCAAUGUAAUUGGUUCCGACCCGGAGGGGAGACUUGGGGAAGCUCCUCGUCCGGAGCUGCGCGAACAUGGGCGGAUAUCCGGUGCAUGCUUUGAUGCUGCAAGAGGAAUCAUUCCCGGGCUUAAGGUUAGAGGAAUUGACUAUAAAACUCGAGAUGGUACUUGCAUAAGAGAUUACAUUGACGUGAAUGACCUAGUUGAUGCUCAUGUAAAAGCACUUGAAAAGGCAGCCCCGUCAAAAUUAGGAAUUUACAAUGUUGGAACCGGGAAAGGUAGGUCAGUAAGGGAAUUUGUGGAGGCUUGUAAGAAGGUGACUGGUGCAAAUAUAAAAGUGGAAUACUUAGAAAGGCGACAGGGGGACUACGCAGAGGUGUAUAGUGACCCGACAAAGAUAAGGGAGGAGCUUAACUGGACAGCAAAACAUAUUGAUCUUCAACAGAGCUUGCAGAUUGCCUGGAGAUGGCAGAAAUCGCAUAUCAAUGGCUAUGGAGUUCAGUCCCUAUUUUCGUCGUCCUAAUUUUUGUCAUCAUCAGGGGACACAAUAGCAGAAUAAUUCUUUCUUUAGCUCCAAUUAGAUAGAUCAUUAUUAUUAUUAUUAUAAGGUGUAGAGAUAUAUAGAGAGACAGGAAGUCCAUUAUUUGUGUAUGGAAUACACAAUAUUUGAUGUAUUGUUAAAGUUUGUAUUAAUAGAAUUAUGGUAUAAACAACUUUCAAUGACACAAAACAAUAUCAAUAUAGUAAUAGACUAAUUGUUUUAGUGUUUCAAAAGCUAAA